Messenger RNA from Stylophora pistillata, 5952 nucleotides. RefSeq lists its product as uncharacterized. The record is from RefSeq and is a predicted model, not a curated record. Lineage: Eukaryota; Metazoa; Cnidaria; Anthozoa; Scleractinia; Pocilloporidae.
AAACAACGACUCGACCUAACGAAACGACGAAACGCCAUAACUAAACGACGAAUCGAACAUUUUGUCCAGGAUCUACCCUCAUACAUGGUACCAACCCAUUACCGACAGCCAGACCGUAGCGAUGUGAAAUGAAUCCGUCGCGGGCACUGUGGUCUUAUUUAGUAUGUAUGUCAAGCUUUAUUGGCCAAGAUCAAAAUGAAAAUAUACAAAGGUAAGGAAUUAAAGCUCAAAAGGGAUGGAUACCAACGGGAGACUUGUACGGGGUGCGUCAGUACCCUGGGGAAAUGUAAGAUUUUAAAAUAUGUAUAGAAAAAAAAAUUAAAUCUAGUUGUAGUGAGAAGAAAAUCAAAUUGUAGGAGAAUCUAGUUGUACAAAUUUGUCAUCUAAAUGUAGAGAAAUCUAAAGGAAAUGAAAAAUAAAAUAUACAAAUAUAUAAAUAAUAUAUAUAUAAAUACACAUAUAAGUAUAGAUUUGGUUAGUGACAUGAACAUUCGCGAGAUAUUGACCAUGAGCAAACCAUGUCCUGAUCAAAGACAUUUAUUGAAAGAGACUAGCACAAGUUCUUCAAAAAUGAUUUAGAACAGCUAAAAGAGGUGAAAACCACUAGGGAAAGCUUGAUAGCAUAAGGGGUUCCACAGUUUUACAAUACGGACAAAAUAUGAGGCUUGCAAAGUGCUGUUCUUACAGGCCGGAAAAGUUAGAUAACAGUCAGCAAACUGACCAGGGCGUGUUAGUGGAUGAUUAUUAAAAGUUACGUAAUCAAAGACGUCAGUUUUAAUGUAACUGUAAAAAGCUUUGUAAAAGAAAACGAGAUCCUUGAAUUCUCUAUCGUAAGCAAGAGGCAGCAUAUGCAAGGCGAGCAGUCUCCCCCCAUAGGACAUUUGGCCUGGCUUCAAAUUUAAGAUCCAUCUGGAGGCACGUCUCUGAACUUGCUCAACCCUAACUUAUAGUGACCUCUGAGUGGGAGACCACGCUUCAGUAGCGUAACAAAGGUGGGGCUUCACAAUUGCUAAGUACAAGGACCUUCUUGCUGCCACUUUAGUUAACAAGGGAGAUGAUCUCCUCAGCAGACCUAAAACUUGGUUUGCUUUUGUCAGUCCUAGGUAAGUUUGUCCAAGAUAACUACACCCAGAUCCUUCUCCUCACGCUUGUGCGGUGACUUUUCAGGGCCUUAAAAAAUAGUCUUGAAAUAAAGGCUUUUUCUUGCGCGUUUUAGUUAGAACUUUGCAUUUAGAGGCAUUGAAUCGCAUGUUAUUGUCGUAACUCCAGGAGUGGAGGUUUGUCAGAGCUUGUUGUACUCGUUCACAAUCUGCUAUAGACGGGAUAGAACUGAAGACUUUGAUGUUGUCCGCGUAGAGAGCAGAUUGACUACCUUCCGGUAGGACACUAGGUCAUUAAUAAAAAGGGCAAAUAAAACUUAGCCAAGUAGGCUGCCUUGAGAAACUCCUGAUCUAACUGGGGCCCAUUGCGAGGCAACGCCAUUCAAAAUGACCCUGAAAACUAGGCAAGCGUGCCGCCUUACACACCAUAUCGUUUGAGCUAUCACUGCAGAGCUUGGAUUUGUUUGAAAAAAAGACCUUUGCCUUUCAAAUCGUGUCGGUGUCCCAAUACAUUUAAUUAUUAGGAGCAUACACUCUCGUUUUCCGUAGGUUUCUCUCGACAGUUGCCGCAAGAGAACCACUCGCGAUUUGCAAGACGUGAACGACUGAGCGGGUGGACGGUUCUUGAAACUCAAUUUCCUGACUCUCUCUCUCUCUCCUGAGCAGGGUACCAGCUUCCCUAAAGUCGAGCCAUGUUUCGUUUGAAACAUAAAUAGAUGUAUUACACCCUCUCGGCUAGAUUAAAAUCCAAGUAGAGAAUUUAUUAGGUGGCGCUCUCCUCGCCGCUGUUUUCCUUGUUUGCAUCCAUUUCAGCGGGGAUAUAAAUUAGCAUGCUUGACUAUUGCUACGUCAUAGUUUCGUCAUAACAAAGAUGGCGGAUUUCAAUUUCAAGAUGCCAAUUUUUAGAGCAUAAUUGUUCGCAACUAAAAUGCUUUUAGCUCAAAUAAACAGCCAGUUGGGACAGAGCAAAUAAGGAACUUUUGAUAUAAGUAAACUUUCUCUAGAUCUUACUUUCUCUUUAAUGCCAAUGAUGUAAUUGUCGCUUUUUCUAAUGAGCUAUUGGAUUAUGAACCUGUAUGUAUCAUCAAUGCUACAAAAUCCUGCAAUGCCAAAUUACAGAAGAAAAAAGCCCCAAGAAGAAUAAGCGGCAAGGAUGCUCAAUUCCUACAACAAAGAUUGUUAAUGGUUUGAAUCUACGAACAAAAACACCAGCCAAGAACUUAAAACGUAUUUUGCAAUGACUUGCAUGUCCGCUUGGCUCACAUGCUUUGCCGGCUCGCACUUUGUAACGACCCUUUGUAGUGGCUUUCGAUAUAAACCAUGUUGAUUCCGCAUUUACAUUUUCAGCAGGUGAAAAAUACAACAUCAGUGAACUGUACUCUGGAAUGAUUAGACCUUCCCUUCCACCCUUUUUUUAAGCAGGAAAUGGAAAGGACAAAUGCUUCGCUUUGCAACUUAAUCAGGAUUUAAGGAGAAUAAAGGGGGUGCGAAUUCCCCUUUUAUCACUUUUUACCAGAAUGCAAUUAACCAGAGUGCACUGCGUCACAUUGUUGUGUUAUAGAACCAUAGUAACCUUCAAAGUGUGUGCCAAGUAUAACAGCCAUGCAGCACAAUCCUGCUGUUUUGAUCCUUGUUCAAGUCGUGGCAAUAUGUCUACAAACGAGGCAUGUGACUGAAGCUGCAGUGGUCAACAAUUGUACCAGUCCGGUUCAUUCUACUGCUUCCUGUGACGAAAUCACAUACGAGCAAGUCUAUGACAUCUUAACAAAGUCAGAAAACAGCUUUAACAUUGAAUCAGCUCUUUUUCCACCCAAGAGGCCCUCUUCAGUUCUUGUACGUGUAAAUGUCUAUGGCCCUACUGAAACAGAACUUUCGACUCCAGCCGCCAAGUAUACCUGGAGCAUAUCUGGCUUUUAUGCUGCUUUUCCUGCGAAAGUCCUUGAAUUUUGGUCUUUAGGAGCAAUCCAGGUGACCAGGCGUACUCAGAAGCUUAAUAUAACAAUUUCAAUUUCCUGCUGUGAUGUGAGGAAAGGGAUAUUAAAAAAGCACAUCGAGGAUGCCCUAGCUGCCCUUGAAGAUUUGGCCGUUAAACCAACUUUAAGGGACCCACGACUGAAUUCUGCUGAGUGUAUUAUGGAAGGACAUCAGUUAGACAUUACUGCUACGGGACACAGUGAACGGAUUGUAGUGGUGUUACUGUGCUCCUCUAUCUUUUCAGUGAUGAGUGGACCAUUUUUGGCCUUCUUUGCAUGGCAAUAUCGGGAGACCCAGAAAAAAAUUGAGCAGAAGACCAUGGAUUUUGUUUGUUUGUUUUUUUUAUUUAUCGUAUUAUUCCCUGUAUACAUAGUUAAAAUGAUAUUGGUUCUUUCGAUUGAAAAAGAAAAUUUUCCUAAAUGUAUCCUGGUAAUACAACCAGCUAUUCUCGCUCUGGGUAUCGUAUUCUUUGCUGUCACAUGUUGCUACAGUCAUGCUAAAUGUUUUAAAUGUUUUAAAUGUUGUAAAUGUUUUAAAUGUAUUGACCUCAAAUGUAACGACUUUAAGUUAGGCCUUUAUAUCGUGUUUGCAAACUUUGUCGCUUACCAUUUUUGUUGGCUUAUUGUUGGUAUCAUGCUCAAUCCGAUUUGGGGUCUUUUUGUUUUGCUUGGAAUUUGCCUUUUCGUUGGUGUCUUUUCAUACUCUGUCUAUCAGUACUGUUAUUCCACAAAUCAGUCUUCAGGCCCUGAGAAUGAAAAUGACGAUGGUAAUACUACUAAUACUAAUCAGUCUUCAGGCCCUGGGUAUGGUAAUGGCGAUGGUAAUACUACUAAUACUAAUACUAAUGAUGUUCCCGUCAUUUCGCGGUGCCAGUCUUUUUACUGGAGUUUUUCUUGCGUUCUUGCCACUACUUGUCUUUUGAUUGUGACGGUCCUUACUGGGCAGUCGUAUAAUGGGAAGGAAACUGCCGAUCAAGUUUUAAAGGAUGUACUUGUGUAUCUAAUUCCUUUUUUAUUUGGGUGGGUUUGUUGGAAGAAUCGUAAUAUGAAAAAUGUUACACGUACCACAAGUCCCCAGCCAAAUCCUAAUGGAAAUCCAUCAAUUUAUGUUCCCCUCGGACAAAUUGAAGAAGCGGGCUAAAUGAAGGCAGUGAUCGAUUCAAAAUGGCGACUUUCUAUUUAUUGACUGAGUGAGAGGCUAGAACGGGAAAAUUGUAGGGUUCUUUCUCCAUGAAUACGUUUUUCCUUUCUGUCUGACGAAACUCAAUCUAUGAGUACUUUAUCAUAUGACCACCAAGUCCUCAUGUUAAACUUAUGAGUUAUAUUUGCGCCUACAUUCAAAGGGUGUGCGCUGGACAACUGUGAAAAAAGUCUACAGAUCAAUUUAAAGUUUUGAAACAUGAAUAUUACGGUCUCACCCACCGCUAUUCUACAGGAAAGCACUGAUUCUGAAAGCUGAAGUGUAUAUUGCCGGACACGUUGAUUUAAACAGGUCCGGAAAAAGCGGCCCGGCUUGCAAUUGCGGGGCUCUUUUACAUUUCCAAGAAACCGAAUUCAAGUUGUGGUCUUCAACUUAGGAUGAAAUAAUAUUGAGAAAGUAAUUCAUGUUUUUUAUGAAGUGUGAGGUCCUUUUUCGACCUUGGGAAAUAAGGGAAAGGUUUCCCUUUUAGGAUGCUUUUUGACGGUGUCCAGGACGAGCCUUUCAUAUGUAUGUAUCUGUGCCUUUUUUUAUUCAAACACAGAUUCAAAACUUUGAAUACUCAGUGGUCAUGUGGGAAAAAAAUUCACCGUUCUUAAGAAGAGUCUAAAAGUCGAAGAUCGCCAAAUUUCGUUGAAUCAAAGCUAAUUUCGUUGCUUGAAAGAGCUACAUGUUCUUUCAUUUGUUUAUCAAAUCGAGUAUUUUUUAGCAUAUUCACUUUUCACUUUGAGUUCCAAGAGGUCGAUCUCAAUCGCGAUGGAACAGAAAAACGAUCUCAAACGUUUUAAAACCUCACGGCCAAACUUGUUGGGAACUGAAGUGAAACUGCGCGCUCCAUGGUCUAUUCGCACGGCCUUGCGUUUAUGUAAUCAAUAGCCACCAUGGUGCUAAAGUAUUCUAAGAUUUAUCCGCGGACAAUUAACUGUUGCGAGAUGCGAACGGUUUUCUGAAAGCAAAGCUCGAGGAAAACGGUGAGCUACAACAGAAUAGAUGAUUUAAGAUAUAGCACAGGUUUUCAAUCUUUUUCUUUGGGUUUAUUAGAUGGUCUUUCCAUUUGCGUUCUCUCAGUUGUGGUGAUUCGUACUCGGCACUUACUUCGUGAAAAAACUUUUUGAUAAAGAAUCUUACCAGAUGCCGGUUGAAAAGUUUAGUCACCUUUUAAGUGUAGUGCACAACUAUUAAGUCUUAUCUUAUGGUCUUAUAGUUCUCUAACAGGUUAGAAUUUUUGAAAAUUGUUUUUAUGUAGGAUAGGAUUUAUAGGAGACAGAAGUAAUAUUCCAGAAAGCAAUCGCAACUUUACUGACUUUACUUAACUGGGAACAUUAUGACUGAAUCUCAUAAGAAAUGGAAAUGACUAUUAUCAUUCUACGUCAAUUGUCUUAAAGUGUAAGUGUACGUAGGAUUAUUGCUGACAAACCCGCUAGAUGGAGAUAUAACGUAACAAUUUAGUAUUUCUGUAGAAUAGUUUCACAGAAUUGUGUAAUCAUUACGACAUUUGUUUCGGACAGUCACUUGAUUGACGGUGCUUUCUAUGUCGUUUCGUUACUAUAUGAAUAUACUAUCAUAGGCAAUAUUACAUCUGCAUUAUUUUAGUAGUAUAGUUAGGUAAAUAUUUAGACCUUCUCGAUUAUUGUCUGCUAUCUGUAAGUUAUUUUUUUGUGAUUAAAAUGCCAAAAAUAAG